CCGUGAGAUUCCUCUUUUCUUUGUAUAAAAAACACCAAAUUUCAUUUCGUUUUGUUCGGGGACGACAAAAAUUGAUUAGGUAAUGGAACAGCCGAUGAGUUCUUCAGGAGAAGACGAGUGUUUGAGCUGGGCUGCAAGAGAUCCAUCUGGUUUCCUCUCUCCUCACACAUUCACUCGCAGGUCUGUUACAAGUGAUGAUGUGUCACUAAAAAUCACACACUGUGGUGUCUGUUACGCUGAUGUCAUCUGGACUAAAAACAAACAUGGUGACUCUAAGUACCCUUUGGUUCCUGGGCAUGAGAUUGCUGGAAUAGUGAGUAAGGUAGGAUCUAAUGUCACUCGGUUCAAAGCUGGAGACCAUGUUGGUGUUGGAACGUAUGUUAACUCCUGCAGGGAGUGUGAUUACUGUGACGAAGGACAAGAGGUUAGUUGUGUGAAAGGGCAAGUUUUCACUUUCAAUGGCGUUGAUUAUGAUGGCUCUGUUACUAAAGGAGGUUACUCUAGCCACAUUGUUGUUCACGAGAGGUACUGUUAUAAGAUACCUGUGGACUAUCCUUUGGAAUCAGCUGCACCGUUACUAUGUGCUGGAGUGACUGUUUAUGCGCCUAUGAUGCGUCACAAUAUGAAUCAGGCUGGUAAAUCUCUUGGGGUUAUUGGUCUUGGUGGGCUUGGUCACAUGGCGGUUAAGUUUGGUAAGGCUUUUGGACUUCAUGUGACUGUUUUCAGCACUAGCAUUUCCAAGAAAGAGGAGGCUUUGAAUCUGCUGGGAGCUAAUAACUUUGUUAUCUCCUCUGAUCAUGACCAAAUGAAGGCACUAGGGAAGUCUCUAGACUUUAUCGUUGACACAGCAUCUGGUGAUCAUCCGUUUGAUCCUUACAUGUCGCUUUUGAAGAUUGCUGGAACUUAUGUCCUGGUUGGUUUCCCAAGUGAGAUUAAAAUCCAGCCUGCUACUCUCAACCUUGGUAUGAGAGUGCUUGCGGGAAGUGUAAGUGGAGGUACUAAGGUGACUCAGGAGAUGAUAGAUUUCUGUGCAGCUCAUAAGAUUUAUCCUAACAUAGAGGUGAUUCCUAUUCAGAAGGUUAAUGAAGCUAUUGAAAGGGUGGUGAAGAAGGACAUCAAGUACCGGUUUGUGAUUGAUAUCGAGAAUUCUCUGAAAUAGAAAAACAUAGAUGGUGCUAGUCUAAUAAAAGAACACUCCUAUGAGUUGUGAAGAAGAGAGGAGGAUUAAGAGAAUCCUUGGCCUCGUUUAGAGGUUUUCUGAACGUUUGUAAACCUGAUAUCCACAAAGCACAACAUGCACAAUGGCUGCUGGAAAGUGAUUUUCUGUAAUAGAAGAACACUCACUGCUACAGCUAUGAUUGUUCUUUGUGUUUCUUGAUGAAAUAAACACGUGGAGAUUAUUGGGAACAUAUAAAUUCACAUUAAGAUGAUGUUACUGGUUUUUGUAUUUAGAACGUGUUAUGAUUCUAAAUCAAAUAAGUUGCUAUGGAU
This is a messenger RNA of Eruca vesicaria subsp. sativa (arugula), 1491 nucleotides long. The record is from the annotation of a GenBank genome assembly. NCBI's taxonomy places the organism in Eukaryota, Viridiplantae, Streptophyta, Magnoliopsida, Brassicales, Brassicaceae.